CCACACCCUCGGAGGUCUGCGGACGGGCCAGACCAGGUCUGAAACGGGUCUAGUGCAGUCAUGGGGGUGGCUCUGGAACAGUUCUUCAUUUUCGUAGGGCUGCUGGUGUGCCUGGUGUACCUGGUGAAGUGGGUGAGAUUCUCCAGAUAUAUUUUCCGGCACUUCUGGAAAGUUUUGCCGAAGUCCUUCUUGAAGUCAAUGGGACAAUGGGCAGUGAUCACUGGAGCAGGAGAUGGGAUUGGGAAAGCUUAUUCAUUUGAGAUGGCCAUGAAAAAGUGCUCCACAACACUUGGCAUCAGGAAACUACAAAUCAAAACCACAGUUUUGACACCAGUCGGAGAGGCACUUCUACUAGCAAGACGAGGACUCAACGUUGUACUCAUCAGCCGGACACUUAAGAAACUACAGGCCACUGCCACAGAGAUUGAGUGCACUACAGGGAGCAGUGUGAAGAUAAUACAAGCAGACUUUACCAAAGACAACAUCUACGAGUAUAUUAGAGAAAAACUUAAAGGCUUGGAAAUUGGAAUUUUAGUCAACAAUGUUGGAAUGCUUCCAAACCUUCUCCCGAGUCACUUCCUUGAUACACCAGAUGAGAUCCAGAAUGUCAUCCACUGUAACAUCACCUCAGUAGUGAAGAUGACACAGCUAAUUCUGAAACACAUGGAAUCAAGGCAGAAAGGUCUUAUCUUGAACAUUUCUUCCGGGGUGGCCCUCUUUCCCUGGCCUCUCUACUCCAUGUAUUCGGCUUCCAAGGCUUUUGUGUGCACGUUUUCCAAGGCACUGCAAGCAGAAUAUAAAAGGAAAGGAGUCAUCAUCCAGGUGCUGACCCCAUACGCUGUUUCAACCCCAAUGACGAAGCAUCUACACACCAACAUGGUAACCAAGACUGCUGAUGAGUUUGUUCAAGAGUCACUGAAUUAUGUCACUAUUGGAGAUGAAACCUGUGGCUGCCUCACCCACGAACUCUUGCGGAGCUUCCUGAGCCUUGUCCCAUCAUGGGUUUUGUACAGCAGCGCAUUCCAGAAGAAAUACAUGGAGUACCUCAAGCACAAUUCCAACAUCAAAUAGUUCAAAUGAGCUGAUGUGCCAGCAUCAUUCUCUUUGCCACGUUCCCUGUUGGUUGCAGGAAACUAAGGAGCCCCGGCCACACCCCUGAAUCUGGAGAGGCUGUCACAAAUACAGUCCCUAAAUACAACUGUUUUGUGUUUUUCUUU
This is a messenger RNA of Mustela lutreola (European mink), 1217 nucleotides long. RefSeq names its product hydroxysteroid 17-beta dehydrogenase 3 (gene HSD17B3). NCBI's taxonomy places the organism in Eukaryota, Metazoa, Chordata, Mammalia, Carnivora, Mustelidae. Gene Ontology annotation, cellular component: endoplasmic reticulum. Bases 61 to 1071 code for a protein of 336 amino acids. The transcript is spliced from 12 exons. The record is from RefSeq and is a predicted model, not a curated record. Gene Ontology annotation, molecular function: oxidoreductase activity.